Oldenlandia corymbosa var. corymbosa is the source of this 1215-nucleotide messenger RNA. The record is from the annotation of a GenBank genome assembly. Lineage: Eukaryota; Viridiplantae; Streptophyta; Magnoliopsida; Gentianales; Rubiaceae.
AUGGCUCUUGAAUUGGUAUUUCCCAAAGAUGUAGUUCCUUCUUCUUCUGUUGUAGAAGAUUUCAGUAGUCCUGAAUCACAAACUAAAAAGGUUGAUGAUGGAAACAUUAAAUCUGUAUCUGAUCCUUCUUCUAUCUCCAUUGCAACCAAAACUGUAAACCACCAAGUGCCAAUAGUUAACAGUGGUGUGCCAAUGAACAGUCACGUUGAUUUUGGGAACGAGUCUGUGGAAUCUGAAGCAACUGUGAGUCUUAAGGCAAUUGUUGAUCGUGCCCCAUCUGUCCCAAAUGUUGCGGCACAGAGGUACAUUACUGACAUCAAUGGGAUGAUUGAUACUAAAAGUAUCUAUUUCUUUAUUGUUGUGCGUGUUAUGACACUAUGGAAGGUUCCUGAAACUUCAAAGAGCAACAAAAUUAAGUCAAUGGAAAUGACUUUGGUUGAUGCUCAGAAGCUCAUUGGUAAGAAAGUAAACCAAUUGAAAAUUGCAUGGGACUGGUUGUCAUUGCUCAAUGACAAUGCUAUACCAACAGGGAGCUUAUGCCAAUUGCAUUUGGACAGGGAUAGUUUACAACCAGGCAAAAUUGAUGUAAAAUUUGGUUUCAGUGUUUAUCUAGAUGCAAAUAUUGGACUUCGGUACCUUUUGGAGUUAAAUCCUAACAAUGCUCUUCGAUGUGGUAUUAACCCACAGUACUUUAGGGCCAUAGGUUGGCUUUCGAAUCAAGCUGUUUCACUGAUGCUUGAUGAUAAACACAAGCAGCGGAAAUUUGAGAUAUAUACACAAAAGGGGCAAUUAUACUUUAAGUUAAGGGUUUUCAACAGUGAAGGUUACUGCUGCGACCAAGAUAUAUCUGCUUUAGAUUCAUCUAAAGGUGAAGUUGACACAAUCGACUACAUACAAUUUAAUGGUGAUCAGAAUACUUUCAACGUAGUCAUGAACACUGAUGUCAUUCAAUGUGGUAAACUGGAAAUACCAUGGCAUAUUGUCAGAAGACUUGAGAUUCAAGACUACAGUAGUUUGAUCAUAUACUACGAUGGAGAACUUGUGGUCAGAAUGGGCCGAAUCUAUUUAUCUGAUUACCCUAAUCGCUUCAUUAUCGAAGGAGACAUUGAGUACAUGAUGGGUUUAAAAAAGAUCCCUACUGGUAUCAAGCUUGGAUUUCGUAUAGAUGCUCGGAAGGUAGUUAAUAAAGAACAUUUGAUUUUGGAAGUCCUGUAA